This is a messenger RNA of Exophiala bonariae, 2832 nucleotides long. RefSeq lists its product as uncharacterized. Gene Ontology annotation, biological process: nuclear polyadenylation-dependent rRNA catabolic process; nuclear mRNA surveillance of mRNA 3'-end processing; nuclear polyadenylation-dependent snoRNA catabolic process. Bases 1 to 2832 code for a protein of 943 amino acids. Gene Ontology annotation, cellular component: TRAMP complex. Gene Ontology annotation, molecular function: zinc ion binding; RNA binding. NCBI's taxonomy places the organism in Eukaryota, Fungi, Ascomycota, Eurotiomycetes, Chaetothyriales, Herpotrichiellaceae. The transcript is spliced from 4 exons. The record is from RefSeq and is a predicted model, not a curated record.
AUGGCCUCGCCAGGGUUUGGCAACAAUCGUCUGGUAACAGGCUUCCAUAAGACUCGAGUCAUCCUUGCCGAGCAAGCUGCCCUUGCACAACAGAAUCAAUCAGCCCCUCCGAGUACUACCUCUAGUCCGGGUGCCUCAGCUGAAGACGCGAUUGAGAUUUCUGAUGAUGAGUCCAGCUCAGAGGGUGGGGGAAUGUUACUGAAUGUUGAUAAUGCUUUCCGUCCACAGUCUGGAGAUGUUAUGGUUGUUGAUAUCGACAGUCAGUCCGAGGAAGAAGGGGAAUUGAGAGAGUCUGACCCAGACCACUCAAAAACAGCUGCCGAGAUCCUCAUUUCCAAUCAGAAUGCCACCGAUCCUCGACUCCUGCCAAACCAACAAAAUAUUCACGUCUCACGACCUGAUGCACACGAUGAGUAUACCCCACGGCGGCUAGCCGACCUCAGCGAGCACGAGUUUGAGUUGCAAACCAGGUAUGUCUUCACUUCUCUCAAAAGAGAUGAGAUUGAUCUCGCCUGGCCCGCGUUCUGUCUCGGAUGCUUGAAACAAGGUCACAUGAAGGAGACAUGCCCGGAAAUAUUAUGCAAACACUGUGGUCUCGUAGGUGAACAUCCUGCUCGUCUAUGCCCAUCAGUCACCAGAUGCACAAGAUGCCGUGAACGCGGCCAUUCCGCUGUUGAUUGUGAUGUGUGGACAACUGUUACUGCCACACCUUGUGAUCUUUGUGGUGGCUUAGGACACCCCGAGCCAUCAUGUCCUGAACGGUUUUUCCCCUCACGAGUCCAAUCCGAAACAGGACCCCUGGAGCUAUGGAUCUCUUGCUGCAAUUGUGCAAGCAAAUCUCAUUAUGUUGGAGAUUGCCCGGAUCUUGGCCAAAGCUUUGUGACAAGCUGGUCAACACGAUCUAUCAGUCAAAAACAAAUUAUCAACCUCAGUCUCGGUUCAAACAUGCAGGAAUUGGAGGCGCAGGCCGGUAAUCGCGGCUUGAGACCGCAAGGCUUGUCAAUCAAAGGAAGGGCAGGUCUUCAUCAUGCGGGCAAUGCAGGUGGGCGCCCUAGCGACAACAAUAGCAGCGAAGAUGAGUUCCUCAGACCUAGGAUUGGUACUGGUCAACGGAACCAACCCCCUCGUCAUGAUUUCAGCUUCAGAGCCCCUGAGCGACUUCCCCCGCCUGCUAGUAGACCUGGAGACGCUGGGUAUGACCGCUAUAACCCACCAUCCACUUCUCUGAAUCAACGACCACGGAACGACUGGUACGCAACAGAUUCCUUUGGUCAACAACGUCCAAAAUCUCCUGGCCCAGAGAUGUCACAAUCUCACCGUGGGAACGGUGCCAAUGCUAGGGAAAACUUUAGGCGCCGCUCACGGUCUCCUCACGUUCUCGAUGGCUCCAGAAUGGAUCGCGUGCGUCCCCCUUUGCCCGCAAUGAAGGGUGCCAUCUCCAUUAAUUUACCGGUUCGGAGAGGAUCGAACGAUGGGAACGGCUCACCUACUCAAGCAACCGGAGUCGCGAAAACCGGCAAUAGCCAUACCAAUGGUGGUGUCGCACAGUCUGCUCAAAAUGAUCGAUUGACAGGAAGUACAGGCGCGAUGAAAAUGACAUCCAAGAAGUCCAAACAGACCAAAGCAGCUACUCGACCAGACCAAGUAGAUAACAAUGUCAAACAAGACUCAUCCGACAUGACGUCUCAUCCUCAGCCCAACCGGGCUAUGGACACAGCUCCCAGCCAGGGGGCUGGCUCUGAAGAUGGUCUACCACCGGAAGCAAUUCUACGACAAUUCGUGGACGCUAUGAACGUUCAUCGCGAAAGCAUCGGACGUAGCCUUCUGAUUCUUGAACGGUACGGUGGAAACCAGGAGGGAAAACCCAAAUUCUCUCUGAUCGAUCGCACACGACCCUGUGGACAAAGAAGGCUUAAAAUAGACCAGAGGAGAGGUCGAUUCAUUUGGCAAUGGUCCAAGACGCCAUUGCCAGAGAUACUCAGACACGCGAUAGAAUCGACACAUCUACCAGGAAAUGCCACGGCAACGGAAGGACCGCCCCUUGAUAGAGAAUCUAUCCUUCUGGCUAGCCUUGUUCCAGAAAGUCGUGCUUUUUUGAACUUGUUCGGAGCCCCAGCUUCAGCACCUCUCAGCAACACACAGCAACCAUGUACUGAACGUGAUGCAACAAGCAAAGAGCAACUGCUUGAAAGCGACAAACUCAAGUCUACCAGCAAUUCCAAAUUCAUCGUGAGACGUCCCUCAAUCCCACCUGAAAGACCAGUAUGGGACAAUGGCACGAAAAACACGCUUGUACAACGAGAUGUGAACGACCCACUGGGAGACCAUGAAUUCAAUGUGUAUCUAGACCUUUUCAACGCUCCACGCUUUGACCUUGGUAUGGGGCCUGUGUUUCUGAAGUACAAAGAACGAUGUUUUUACUUCGUCGACUCCGCUGUCCUCGACUAUAGCCAGCAUUCCAUCCCUGUCAACGGUGCGCACACAAAAGACAUAUGGACAUUCCUGCGUGCAUACCCGACCAGCCAAAAGAAGGCAAGACUUGAAGUAACACGUCGAUUAGAGGCAUUGUCACACCCAGUAGAUCCAUCCCUCACACGAGAAGCAGCCGAGAGAGUAAUGGAGGGGAUUUUGCCACCAAAUACCCCCACGAGAGCCAUGUCUGCCAUACCUGGUGGGGACUACAAAGAUUAUACAGAUCGAAAACGACGCCUUCGAACACCACGCUUUCAAACAGCCCGGGUGACAAGAUCCCAAGGGGCCAAACUGCGCGACAUCGAUUAUGGAGCUCUUGAAGAGGCAGAGAGGACAGUCAGACGCCGUCGAAGGCCUUAA